Molecule: messenger RNA, 795 nt
Organism: Protopolystoma xenopodis
Lineage: Eukaryota; Metazoa; Platyhelminthes; Monogenea; Polystomatidea; Polystomatidae
Source: the annotation of a GenBank genome assembly
AUGUGCAGUCAUCUGGCUGCGCGAGAGGGGCAUCUCCCGGUUAUCCAGUUUCUACUCAGCAAUGCAGCUACUUCAGCCUUAGUGCUGGAAGCCAUUAAUGAUCGUGGAGAGACACCUAAGAUGGUGGCACAGCAAUUUCUUAAGCAGUCUGUGGUGCAUUAUAUUGAGAAAGCUGAGUGGGCUCGUGAGAAUGGAGGCUUUUUUGAUGGCACCCAUGAUUCAGAAUCCCAUUUAAAUGCUGUGGGAUUUCCGGCACACGACGCUGCCUUUAAAGGAGAUCUGAACCAACUUCGAGUCCUAAUUGAGAAUGGUGUUGUUAAAGUGAAUGAACGCGACGAAUACGGUUCAACACCACUGCACAAAGUUCGACAAAUUACCUCAUUAAAUUUAGCCGCUGGUCAGGGCCAUAUUGACUGCAUUCAAUGGCUUCUGCAAUUUGGUGCCAAUUCAAACAUUUUAAGUGAUGCAGGAGAAAGCCCAAAAGAUGUGGCACAUCGGUUUGGUCAACUUGCCGCACUUCAUCUGCUCUCGCCAGACGUCGACGAACGCGAAAGCCAUCUUGACGCUGUAGGAGAGUCGCCUGUCUUGGACCUAGCAACUGAGCUUUGCUCCGAAUAUGAAGACAUUGAUGUGACCCUGCUAAAAGGAGUAUUGCCUUUUGGUGACACAGAGGGUCAACCUAUUCGCCUAACGGAUAAACAGAAGAUGGAAGCCCGAGGUAAGCUCUCUCUUCUUACCAAUUCUUUGCUGCCACAUUCAAAAUAUAAAAUUUCUACGGGUUUUAAUAUCGGUUAA